AAAAAUUAAAUUUACUUUAUCAACACCAGAAAAACCCCAACUUCUUUCGGUUUCCCUUUUAAUUCCCUUCUUUGCUUUGCAAAGCUUUGCCUCCCAUUGGGUGGAGCCAUGGAAGGCGGUCCAAGUUAAUCUGUUCUCUUUUGAAGGAAAUGGAGAUAGUAAGCAAAGCUAAGGAUUAUAUGACAUUUUUGUUACUGUUUUUGGUAUUGUUCUCCUGUAAGUUUUUGAGCAGCUGAAAUGAAUACAUUUUUUUUUUUUGAUAUGCGAGCAUGAGAUAAUGAGGUGGAAGUAAGGAAGUUUUUUUAUAUUUGAAUUUCGUCUGAGUUUAUGGGUAAAGUGGAUUUUGAGUGAAAUCGGCUGAGAAAGAAAGAACAAAAAAUGAAAACAGAAUCGAACACUGGGUUUUAUCAUCAUGAAGAUGGUUUAGGUUCUAUCUUGAAUCGGCACGGUAUAUCUUUCCAACCAGCUGGUAUUGAUAGUAGUUCAGAGAUGAUUCCGAUGAGUGGUUACUAUGCAUCACUGCCGACGAUCUUGCCUGGCAAUUCCAGUGUUAUCACAAGCUCCCCUGCCUUAAUCCAACCUGGAAAUUCUUCUGGAUCUUCCCUGCUUCUUGAUUCAAUUUCAGGGCAGAAGCAUGAGGCAGGGUUUGCUGUCGAGUGGUCUAUUGACGAACAGUAUAUAUUGGAGGACAGCCUUGAAAAGUAUAAAGAUGAACCAAGUAUUAUGAAGUACAUAAAGAUUGCAGCUACCUUGCCUGAUAAAACUGUACGUGAUGUUGCGUUGAGGUGUAGGUGGAUGCAAAGAAAGCGAAGGAAACCUGAAGAACUUAAUGCGGGAAAAAAGGUGAACAGUAGGAAGGGUAAGCUUGUGGAAUCAUCUUUGAAGGUGAAUAUGCCUUCAGCGCUGCCACAAAACAUGGCUGCAUAUCCUCUCAUGAUGCACCAUCUUGACCAGAAUGGAAGAAUGUCUUCUGAAGGUUUGUAUUUAAUACCACCAGCUAGAGGAAUCAGUGGUACAGUUAUACAUCUUUUGAAGCAAAAUUCUCAAGCUUUUAGUCAAAUCACGUCCAACCUUUCUGCAUUCAAGUUACAGGAUAAUAUUGAUCUCUUCUGUCACACAAGGAACAAUAUUACUGCCAUUCUAAAUGACAUGAGAGACAUGCCAGGUUUAAUGAGCCGGAUGCCACCAUUGCCUGUAUCCAUUAAUGACGAUUUAGCAAUUAGCAUCUUGCCUGGUGCAACUCAGGAAACUAGUUGCCCCACUAGGCAAUAGGCGGUCUGCGAAUGUUUUAACAAUUGAUGAUUUUUAGCUCACCAAGCGGGAUCCAUCUCAAGCCAAGCCAAGAUACUUACAGGGAAUUGUUGAGAUUGAGGUUGGGUAUAUAUCUGAUUUAUGUAAAUUACAAACAAUUUUCUAGUUGUAAAUCCAUAAGAAGCUUGUAGGUUAUGCUCUUGUUUCUCGUGUACAAAACAUUCUUCACACGUUGGGUGCCACAAUGGAAAAUUUGUAAAGACCCCAUUUUUGCAAUCCAAAAUUUUCACCCGCCUUAUGUCAAA
This is a messenger RNA of Gossypium raimondii (Peruvian cotton), 1556 nucleotides long. RefSeq lists its product as hypothetical. NCBI's taxonomy places the organism in Eukaryota, Viridiplantae, Streptophyta, Magnoliopsida, Malvales, Malvaceae. The transcript has 9 exons. The coding region runs from base 379 to 1272 and encodes 297 amino acids. The record is from RefSeq and is a predicted model, not a curated record.